Gryllus bimaculatus (two-spotted cricket) is the source of this 4676-nucleotide messenger RNA. The record is from the annotation of a GenBank genome assembly. NCBI's taxonomy places the organism in Eukaryota, Metazoa, Arthropoda, Insecta, Orthoptera, Gryllidae.
GUGGGCGGGGGCAAGUAUAUGCGAGGGAUCUAGAAGGACUGGGACUUCCUUUCAGUGAAUGUAGUUGUGGGGGUGGGUUAGUGCGGUUGAAGUGAUUUUUCGGUAGGUAAUAUUCCAACGACACGACGAGUUUUUAGAGUCCUUGAACUUGUAGAAGAAACUAGUGUGUUUGUGAGAUGAAUAAUUUUAUAAGAUAUUUCGUGGUGUAUCUUCUGCCAGUUCGGGAAUAGCCAGAAAAUUACCGAGGUUACGCAAGAGGUGGUCCAAAUAUAUCGAUCUCACCUGCAAGAACGUUUAUUAAGACUUAUAUUUUUACCGAUAUUGAUAUAUAAAGUAUCUUGAAUUUGUAUUUUGUGCUUUAUAAGUGAUGUGCUUCUAAUAGUUAAUUAAUGCGUUUAUGAUGUACGUUGUUGCAUGUCAUGUAAUAAGACAUACCUGAAAUCGUCCACAGGUAACGUGCAGACAUGUACCGAGCAAGGACAGUUCUGACAAAUUUAGUACCAUUAGCGUCUCUAAUUCCUCGUGCAGCACCAGAUAGAUUUGCAUCAUGGAUUUUAAAAUCAGAUCACAUUUUGUGUUCAAUAACUGGAACAGAUAUAAGACAUUACAGUUCAUCAGUAGCCACCGAACCCUUUCUAAAUGGCAGUUCAUCAGCAUAUGUGGAAGAAAUGUAUAAUGCCUGGUUGGCAGAUCCUAAAAGUGUUCAUGUGUCUUGGGAUUCCUUUUUUCGAAAUAGCAGUGCUGGUGCUGCUCCAGGCCAGGCCUAUCAAGCUCCUCCUUCACUUGCUGAGCCAGGUAGAAACCAGUUACCCAUUACCAGCCUUGCUCCAUUAUUGGGUGCUGCUGGAGCACCUGCACUGGGUGGCCAAGUAAAUGAAAAAGUCAUUGAUGACCAUUUGGCAGUGCAAGCCAUCAUUCGAUCCUAUCAGGCUCGAGGCCACUUGGUGUCUGAAUUGGAUCCUUUGGGCAUUAUGUAUGCAGAUCUACACAGCACAUUCUCAGAUCGCAAGGGGAAGCCUCAUGAAAUAGUGAUUCGGGGUCACCACAUUGCCAAGUUGGAUCCACUGGGAAUAUCAAGUGCAGAUUUGGAUGACAAGCAUCCACCUGAACUCUUGUACAGUCACUACUCCUUUGGCAAACGUCCAAGCACUACAUAUUCCCAGCAUCUUCAGCAGAAAGUGGCAUCGAUGAUGGAACAGGAGGGUGAUAUGGACCGUGUCUUCAAGUUACCUUCAACUACAUUCAUUGGUGGGAAGGAAAAGGCCCUAUCUUUACGAGAAAUUCUGUCCCGUUUGGAAAAUGCAUAUUGUCGACACAUUGGAGUGGAGUUUAUGUUCAUCAAUUCGCUGGAGCAGUGUAACUGGAUUAGACAAAAAUUGGAAACUCCUGGUGUUAUGGAAAUAUCAAGCGAAGAGAAACGACUCAUUCUUGCCCGUCUGACUCGAGCCACAGGAUUUGAAGCAUUCCUUGCAAGAAAAUGGUCAAGUGAGAAGCGAUUUGGUUUAGAGGGAUGUGAAAUUUUAAUUCCUGCCAUGAAGGCAGUAAUUGACAAAUCAACCGAAUUGGGUGUUGAAUCAAUUGUUAUGGGAAUGCCUCAUAGAGGUCGACUCAAUGUCCUGGCUAAUGUUUGCCGCAAGCCGCUUGAACAGAUAUUUACACAAUUUGCUGCUUUAGAAGCUGCUGAUGAUGGAUCUGGUGAUGUCAAGUAUCACUUGGGAACGUACAUUGAACGUCUGAAUCGUGUAACGAACAAAAAUAUUAGACUGGCAGUAGUUGCUAAUCCUUCACAUUUAGAAGCUGUUGAUCCUAUUGUGCAAGGCAAAACACGAGCUGAACAAUUUUAUAGAGGUGACGGAGAAGGAAAGAAGGUUAUGUCUUUGCUUCUGCAUGGUGAUGCAGCAUUCUGUGGCCAAGGAAUUGUGUAUGAAACUUUUCACUUGUCUGAUUUACCUGAUUACACCACUCAUGGAACUAUUCACAUUGUUGUAAAUAAUCAAAUUGGUUUCACGACUGAUCCUCGACAUUCAAGGUCUUCACCUUAUUGCACUGAUGUGGCUCGUGUGGUUAAUGCUCCGAUCUUCCAUGUGAACUCUGAUGAUCCAGAAGCAGUCAUGCACGUUUGUAAAAUUGCUGCUGAAUGGAGGGCUACCUUCCACAAAGAUGUUGUUAUUGAUAUUGUUAGUUAUCGUCGCAAUGGACAUAAUGAGAUUGAUGAACCAAUGUUUACACAGCCUCUAAUGUACCGUAAAAUUAAAACCACUCCUCAUGUUCUUGACAAAUAUUCAAAGAGACUGAUUGAAGAAGGAGUUGUAACUACUGAAGAAGUGAAGGAUGUACGAGACAAAUACGAAAAAAUUUGUGAAGAAUCCUAUUUAAAUGCUCGUAAAGAAACUCAUAUUAAGUAUAAAGAUUGGUUGGAUUCACCAUGGUCUGGUUUCUUUGAAGGCAAAGAUCCCUUGAAAGUGUCUCCAACAGGUGUGAAAGAAGAUACAUUGGUCCACAUUGGCAAGAGAAUGUCUUCACCACCUCCUAACGCAGCGGAAUUUGUCAUUCACAAAGGUAUUGAGCGUAUCUUGAGAUCACGCAUGGAAAUGGUAGAAUCACGUACUGUGGACUGGGCACUUGGUGAAGGCAUGGCUUUUGGAUCUUUACUGAAAGAAGGCAUCCAUGUGCGUCUUAGCGGUCAGGAUGUGGAAAGAGGAACGUUCAGCCAUCGGCAUCAUGUAUUGCAUCAUCAACUCGUGGAUAAGGCCACUUACAGACCAUUGUGCCAUCUGUAUCCUGACCAGGGUCCAUAUACAGUAUGCAACAGUUCUCUGUCAGAAUUUGGAGUUUUGGGUUUUGAAUUGGGUUAUUCUAUGACUAAUCCUAAUGCUCUGGUGUGCUGGGAAGCUCAGUUUGGCGACUUCAACAAUACUGCACAGUGUAUAAUUGAUCAAUUCAUUUCUUCUGGUCAGGCUAAAUGGGUGCGUCAGUCUGGCUUGGUAAUGUUGAAUCCUCAUGGCUUGGAAGGAAUGGGUCCUGAACAUUCUAGCGCUAGACUGGAAAGAUUUUUGCAAAUGUCGUCUGAUGAUCCUGAUUAUUUUCCUCCAGAAAGUGAAGAAUUUGCUGUUCGACAAUUGCAUGACAUCAAUUGGAUUGUUGCAAAUUGUUCUACACCAGCAAACUACUUUCACAUUUUAAGACGUCAGAUUGCUCUUCCUUUCCGCAAACCGCUAAUCCUGAUGACUCCAAAGUCUUUAUUGCGUCAUCCUGAAGCAAAGUCGAGCUUUGAUGAAAUGACUGAAAACACACAAUUCUUGAGGGUUAUCCCUGAUCAAGGUCCAGCAAGUCAGAAUCCAAGUAGUGUGAAAAAACUACUGUUCUGCACUGGAAAAGUUUAUUAUGAUCUGAAGAAAGCCCGUGAAGAGAGAAAAUUGGAAGGUGAUAUUGCCAUAUCAAGAGUGGAACAGAUUUCUCCUUUCCCUUAUGACCUGAUUAAGAAGGAGUGUGCGAAGUAUUCCAAUGCUUCAUUGGCUUGGGCCCAAGAAGAAGCAAAGAACCAAGGAUCAUGGACAUAUGUGCAGCCUCGAUUCCACACUGCAUUGAGUGGAUCUAGGGAUGUGAGACCUCCAAUACAACGGGAAGGCUUUUUUAAUAAGCUUUUUGGUGGAAAAUCUGAUGAUAAUGCUACCUCCCAACUUGAUUCUCCUAAUACCAAGCCCAGAAUAAUUAGCUAUGUUGGGAGACCUACCGCAGCAUCUCCUGCUACAGGAAGUAAGAUGCAACAUCUUAAAGAACUCAAUGCAUUACUGGAUGAUGCAUUAUCAUUGUAAGAUACUAUUUUGUAUGGUUUAAAGUUGUACAUGAAAUACUGUUUACUUUCAAAGAUUUUCGAUUAUAUUUACAAACUUUCAAGCUGGGCUUGAAAAUGGUUAUGUUCACCUACACCCACAGUAGUGUAUUAAAAUUGUAAAAAUAUCAUAAAUCCUAGUUUAUUACUGUAAGUUGUUGGCAAAGUUUUGUAUUUAAUUUACGAAAAAAUCGGAGCCUCACUUCCAGUCUCAUUUUGGUCCAUGGUAAAGAAAUUGUUUAGGGGGGGGAAAUUGGAAAACGUCAGUACCUAUAGCUAAAGUUAGAUCUGCUUGCAGUUGUUUUGUUGAUUAUUCUACAAGUCUAAAAUUGUGUUGUUUUUGCUGCAUAUUAUUUGCACAACUUUAUCAAUAUUAUCUACAUUUAGUAUUGGUAACUACACCAUAUGUACAUUAAAUCUAUUUAAAUCUAUUGUUGCUUUGUAAUUAUUGUAAAUAUUAGAAUGUUCUAUUAGUAUUGACCUAAAUGAUCACCUUUGUUAAUACUCAACUUGUUUUCUCUGAUAAAAUUUGCUACCCAGCUUUUGAAAUAGUUUGCUGACACAAUUUUGUCAUCAUUGCAACAACUUCGUUAUUUAAGCAAUAUAGUAUACCAAAACUUUUGUUCAUAUGUUUGGGUAGUUUUUGAGAAAUUAUUGAUUUGCUAGUUUCAAAAAUUAUGAUGUCAGCAGCACAAGAUGGAAAUAGUACAUAUGUGGAUUAACUUCUUAUUGGAUCUGCUGUGAAUGUUUGGGAAGCAUGACUCCUGAGGGUGGUAAUUUAUUUUUGAAAGAUGUGUGUAUGUGCUGUCAUUAAGAAGUAAAUAUUAAAAAAUUUUAAAAAGAA